CUGUCCCACCACCCCUGGCUGUUUACCUACCUGGACCCAGUGCUGCUGCCAUAAUCCCAUUGCCAUCCUGGCUGCUUGCCGGUGUGGGGCCACCACCUCCAUUUCCUGGUGCUACCCUCUGGAGGUUUCAGCCUCUGUCUGCCCUGGGGCCAGGCAGGACAGUCCACAGAGGGGUCUGGUCCCAGGAUCACCUUUGUGGCCACUGUUGCCUGUCCUGGUGAAAAUGGUGACUUUCUGCAGCCGAAGGCUGUGGCACCCAUGGGACAGGGCACCCAAGAGUGCUGCUGGGAACUGACCAGGAGGAUGACGGUAAGGUGUCUCCAUCUGUCCUUCCCUCAGGUCCCGUGCUGGGUCCGGUGCCCAGCGCAUUAACUGUCCCAGCACAGGGCAGCGGUGGCCUCAUCUUACAAAAGUGGGAGAGCGAAGCUCAGCAGGGCUGAACAAUGUCCCUGCUGCCAGGAAUAGCUGCUGGCUCUGCCCACUGGCCCUACUUGAGGCUGGUCCCUCUGCUAGGCUGCCUGUGUGUGGUGGGGAAGGCUGGGCAGCCACGGGGACCCUGGUGGGGCUGCUCAGAAUGCUCCGCACCUGAGGUCAUCCUCCAAAGUGGUGCAAAGGGGCUGUGGCUCCCAGCAUCAUGUGCUGCUGGCUGAGAGGUUUCGGGGGGCCCAUUGCCUCCCUUUGGGGCAGGCAGCAAACCCCCCCACCCCCCACCGAGUUCCAGGGACCCUCGGGUGAUGCCAGUGGGUGUGCAGCAUCUGGUUGCAUAGGGAUGAGGUGAUGGGAGCCAUGGGAAGCAUCCUGCAUGCCCAGAGUAGGUGGCACUGGCACAGGACGCACAGGCUGAGCCCAGACUGUGUCCCCACUCCACCGAGCCUCUCUGGACCAGCUACUGUGGGCUGUGCACACCCCAGCUCCCUGCUCCCAGCAUGGGGGUCCUGGGCAUCCCGUGGGAGGGGCAGUGGGUCUCUUUAAGAGGGUGCGGGGCCAGCGAGGUGAGCCAGGGCCACCAGAAAGCAGGAGGGUGAGCUCAUGGCAAAGCUGCCCCAGUCAUGUGGAGCAGUCACAGCUGUCAGUGCCCUUGGGCAGUGGAACGGAGGGGACAGCAGCAUAAAGCCCCACAGCCAGCGGAACCGCCGGCAGCACCAGGAACCAGGGCUGGGCGCUCCCUGCCCAUCGUGGCAAGGAGGAGAGGCUGCAUCCGGCAGGGGCUGCGCACCGCAGGCAGACAUGGAGCUGGAUGUGCAAAGGGCCAAGGAGCUCAUUGAGCAGAAGCUGGCGGAGGAGGAGGAGGAGAAGCGACUCAAAGGGGGUGGCAACCGGGAGCCGCCUGCUGUGGAGCGGAUGAACACGCCUGAGCUGGAGGAGGAGAAACACCGUGGCCCCAGAAACUGGGGCCUUGAGGCCGUCAAGGGCCAGGAGCGGGUGAGGAAGAGCUCAGUGGACCUACGGCGGGAGAUCAUCGAUGUGGGGAGUAUCCAACGCCUCAUUGAGCUCCGCAAGCAGCGCCGGCAGCGCCGGGAGGAGCGGGCAGCCACCCCUGAGCCCCCCCCGCCACCAGAGCCCCUGGAGAUCGAGGGUCCCGUGGAGCCGGAGACCUUCCUGCGAGCCGCCGUCCAGGGCAAGAUGCGUGUCAUCGAGAAGUUUCUGGCAGACGGUGGCUCUCCUGACACGUGUGACGAGUUCCACCGCACUGCCCUGCACCGCUCCUCACUGGAGGGACACACGGACAUCCUGCAGAAGCUGCUGGACAGCGGGGCCACCGUUGACUUCAGGGACCGGCUGGACUGCACUGCUGUGCACUGGGCCUGCCGGGGCGGGCACCUGGAUGCUGUCAAGCUGCUGCAGGACCACGGGGCAGACCUCAACCUGAAGGACAAGGUGUGUAGGGCAGAGCCUGCAGGCACAGAGCUGUGCCAGGGGCACAGGCAUGCCUCAGGGGACCAGGGCUGGCCCUGUGUUGGGUUAGCAGGGGCAGAUCCUGAUCCCCUCUGGUGUCUACCUCCUCCCCACAUCAAGCUGCUCAGCACCCCCCUCCAUGUGGCCACCCGGACUGGGCACCUUGACAUUGUGGAGCACCUCAUCCACUGUGGGGUGGACAUCAACUCUCCGGACAGGGAAGGCGACACCGCACUGCAUGAUGCCACGCGGCUCAGCCGCUACAAGAUCAUCAAAAUGCUGAUCCUGCACGGGGCUGACAUGAUGGCCAAGAACCAGCCUCUCUCUGCCCACUCUUGCAGGCUGGCAAGACCCCGACAGACCUGGUGCAGCAGUGGCAGGUGGACACACGCCAGGCGCUGGAGACCAAGGAGCAACCACAGGGAGAGACGGAGGUCCCUGCAUGAUGGUACUGGGCAGGGACCAGGGACCAGGCUCAGCUCCAAGAAGCAAGAUCCAGCUGAGACUUGUCCGUGUCAAUAAAAUCCAUCAAAGAGCAGCGUUUGGCUCCAGGGGGCUGUGGGGCUGGGCAGCCUGCACCAGUGGUGAUGGGGCUGGGGAAGCUGGGUUAUCUGGGAAACUGGUUUGUCCAGC
Molecule: messenger RNA, 2529 nt
Organism: Phalacrocorax carbo (great cormorant)
Lineage: Eukaryota; Metazoa; Chordata; Aves; Suliformes; Phalacrocoracidae
Source: RefSeq, a predicted model, not a curated record